UAUUCAAUGUGGCUCGCUAAUGUUUCUCACGAGCAGGUUCAUUUUGGAGCGUCUCUAGCCAAACAACCAAACAGACAGAAAUGUCUGCGAUGCCUAAAUAAUAUUUGGAGUGAUUUUCACUUAAAUGCUUGAAGUGGAGAAGUAUGAAAACAGGCUGACGGGUGAACAUUAGAUGAAGAGGGGGACUUGUUAUAGGUUCCGUGAUGGCCACAUCUACGGCUUCUGUGAUUCCCGCUCCCGUUUUAAGUCAGAAGCAGCGGAGGGCCAUUCUGAGGAAAGAGAGAAGAAAACGGAAACGCCAAGCUCUCGCACAAGCCCGAGAAUGUCACUUAAAUAAUGGUGUUCCUCCUGAAGAAGAGGAGGAAAUAAAUGAUGGAGAUGAUGAUAAUGAUGUAGCUGAUGAGGAAAGACUGCGGCUGCAUGAAGAGUGGCUGGAAAGAGAGCGAUGUGCUCAGGAGGAAUUCAGGCUGCAGGUGGAGCGUGAGGAAGCUACACGAAGAAGGAAAGAAGAAGAAGAGCGAAUGAUAAAGGAGGAAUGGGAGGCCCAGCAAAGGAGAGAACAAGAGGAAAAAGAGCAGCGGCAACAGGAGAAGCGAGUCAGAGAGGAGGCUGUUCAGAAAAUGUUGGACGAAGCAGAAAACCAGCUUGAUAAAGAAGGACCGUGGAUGAAUCCGGAGGCUCCGGCAGCAGUGAACUCAGAGAAUUAUGGGACAGAGCGUGACGUAGCCAACUGCCCGUUCUUCCUUAAAACCGGUGCCUGUCGAUUUGGAGACAGAUGUUCUCGGAAACACAUUUAUCCCACAAGCAGCCCGACUCUCAUGGUUCGCGGUAUGUUCACGACGUUCGGCAUGGAGCAGUCCCGCCGCGACGACUACGACAUCGACGCAUGUCUGGAGCACAGCGAGGAGGAGCUGCAGGAGUCUUUUGUCGAUUUCUACCACGAUGUUCUGCCAGAGUUCAAAAACAUUGGCAAAGUGGUUCAAUUCAAGGUCAGCUGUAAUUAUGAGCCCCACCUGAGAGGAAACGUUUACAUUCAGUUUGACACAGAGGAGCGCUGCAAGGAGGCCUUCAUCAAGUUCAACGGCAGGUGGUAUGCAGGCCGGCAGCUUCACUGUGAGAUCUGUCCUGUGACGCGGUGGAAGAAUGCCAUAUGUGGAUUGUUCGACAGACAGAAGUGCACUAAGGGGAAACACUGUAACUUCCUGCACGUGUUUCGGAACCCCGGCAAUGAAUUCUGGGAGGCCGACAGGGACCUGCACCUUUCCCCCAACCGCAGCGUUCGGAGCGGCCGCAGGGACGGCUGGCACUCGGAGCGAUACGGAGAGCGGUCGUGGAGGCAGCGUCGCCACAGCAGGAGCCCGGAGAGAUGGGAGAGCAGGCGAGGAGGCGACAGGAGGCGGAGCCGGAGCCGGAGCAGAGAGAGGAGGAGCUCCCACCUGCACGCAGAGGACAGACGCUCGUCCAGAUCCGAACGCGGCGACAGGAGGAAAGACGCCGGCAGAGACAGAUCGAGGAGCCGGAGCAGAGACAGAGACAGGCUGAGAGACAGGAGCAGAGAUCAAGACAGAGAGAGUCGGGACAGGAGCGAGGAGCGAAGCAGCAGGCACAGAGACGAAGACGCUCAUCGAGAAGCUAAAGACAAGUCAAGGAGCAGAAGCAGGGAGAGGAAGAGAAAGCUGAGUAAAGAAAGAAGCCCCAAGAAAUCGGGUAAUAGUAAAAUAUCAAGCGAUCCAGACACACGGCGGCGCCACAAACACUCCAAAAAGAGCAAGAAGAAGAGCAAGAAGAAACACAAGAAGAAAAGCCGUUCGCCGCUUGAAGGAACAGCUUCUUCUGGAGAGUCAGAGCAGAAGGACUCAGAGGAUGAGACAGCAGGUCCUAACUCUGUCCCCAGUCCCGGGAAAGAGGAAAAUAAAAGUGAGCAGAACCAUGGCGGUUUAGAUCAGAGGGUUGACGACGAGGAAAGACUCAUUGCAGAGGUGAAAUGUGAACAAGCUAACCCUGAACUGACUGGAAAUGGUGAAGGUGAAGGCUCUUAGUCUUCAAUUUCAAAAAGUCCAAACACUUUGUCUGAGUUGCUGUCGCUUUCUUGGUUUAAAACGGGCUCCAAACAUAGGGCUUGUGGGCCAAAAGCGGCCCGCUGUGCAGUCCAGUCUGGCCUGCAGAAUCACCUGGUUCAGUAAAACUGUAACUAUAAGACCAUUGUGACUUUGUUAAAAGUUACUUUCUGUUCCUAAUUUUCCUCUGAGAGGCGAUCCAACAUGACAUAAACACCCGGAACUGAACAGCUGACAGCAACAAUUCCUGAAGAAACGCAACAAUAAAGGCUAACUAGCAUUGUUAGCAACGUGGCGUUAUAGUGAAAGCUACAAAGUGAGGCUGAAUUCACGAAAACGGCGUGGGCAGGGCUGCUGACAGUUUUAUACACCUUCAGUUAAACAUCCAGUCACUUAAACUGUUGCACCAUACGGCUCAUUGUUGCUGAAUGAAAGAAUAAAACAAUCCACGACAAGAAAGCAACACCCAUGUUCUUCUUGAUAACAUUUAUUAAUGUCUUUUGAAUAUAAAAGAAAAAAUGUGUUGGCAAAUGUGUGUGUUGGCAGUGUUUAAUACAAAAAGACAUUUCCUUUGCAGAAAUUAAAUAACAUGUUCAUCUUCUUUUACGCAUGAAUGUUCAACAGAAAC
Molecule: messenger RNA, 2685 nt
Organism: Salarias fasciatus (jewelled blenny)
Lineage: Eukaryota; Metazoa; Chordata; Actinopteri; Blenniiformes; Blenniidae
Gene: zrsr2
Product: zinc finger (CCCH type), RNA-binding motif and serine/arginine rich 2
Exons: 11
Coding region: 204-2039 (611 amino acids)
Biological process (GO): mRNA splicing, via spliceosome
Cellular component (GO): U2AF complex
Molecular function (GO): RNA binding; metal ion binding
Source: RefSeq, a predicted model, not a curated record